CCUCCCCUCCCCAAACGCGCAGAUCCCCAACCGCAAUCGCUCCCCGGAAAAAGAAACCCAAGAAGAGAGGAAAGCAGGAGAUCGAUGGCGGGGGAGUACCAGGAGAUGGCGGCGUCGGUGCCGCCGGCGCUGAAGGCGAUCACGCUCACGCACGUCCGGUACCCGCGUGGCGACCGCCUCGGCCUCUUCCUCGCCUGGGUCUCGCUCAUCCCGGUCUUCAUCUCGCUCGGCGGCUUCGUCUCCCACUUCAUGUUCCGCCGCGAGCUGCAGGGCAUCUGCUUCGCCGUGGGGCUCCUCCUCUCGCAGGUCCUCAACGAGCUCAUCAAGCGCUCCGUCGCGCAGUCCCGCCCGGCCUACUGCGAGCUGCUCGAGACCUGCGACUCCCACGGCUGGCCAUCCAGCCACGCGCAGUACACCUUCUUCUUCGCCACCUACCUCUCGCUCUUCGUGCUCCGACGCUCCACCGCCAGCCGCGUCACCGCCGCCCUCUCCUGGCCGCUCGCCUUCCUCACCAUGCUCUCCAGGGUCUACCUCGGAUACCACACCGUACCGCAGGUUUGCGCCGGAGCAGUAGUGGGCCUUGUAUGUGGUGCUAUCUGGUACUGGGUUGCCAACACCAUUCUUGUUGAAUACUUCCCAAUGAUAGAGGAAAGCGCAAUUGGAAGGUGGUUGUAUAUCAAGGAUACUUCACAUAUUCUAGAUGUGCUCAAGUUUGAGUAUGACAAUGCAAGGGCAGCACGGAAGAAAGUUGCUACUGAUUGAGCAUGUUCUUCUUUUGGAUUAUAUGCUUGGUUUAUCUCAGGGGUGAUAAGAUCUUAACAACGUACAUGGCGAGAUAUUUGCGUCGUUGGAGCUGGACACCGGCUACAGUUUUAUUAGAUGGGAUACCAUUGCAUUUGUGGCACUUCGCCUUUCUGGUCACAAGCUAUUGUUCUGUCUAGACCCAGACCCUUACUUUUUCAGAUAGUUUGAUGAUGAUUGAUUUUUGUUUGCAUGUACAAAAUGACCACAGUAAACUAUACAUGUAUUACUGUCGCUGGUUCA
Molecule: messenger RNA, 1044 nt
Organism: Lolium rigidum
Lineage: Eukaryota; Viridiplantae; Streptophyta; Magnoliopsida; Poales; Poaceae
Product: lipid phosphate phosphatase gamma-like
Exons: 3
Coding region: 85-762 (225 amino acids)
Biological process (GO): protein N-linked glycosylation; lipid biosynthetic process
Cellular component (GO): endoplasmic reticulum membrane; intracellular membrane-bounded organelle
Molecular function (GO): dolichyldiphosphatase activity
Source: RefSeq, a predicted model, not a curated record